Messenger RNA from Camelus dromedarius (Arabian camel), 3530 nucleotides. RefSeq lists its product as uncharacterized. Lineage: Eukaryota; Metazoa; Chordata; Mammalia; Artiodactyla; Camelidae. The transcript is spliced from 7 exons. Bases 17 to 697 code for a protein of 226 amino acids. The record is from RefSeq and is a predicted model, not a curated record.
GAAGAGAUCCCUGGAGAUGAGUGUCUGCUGCGCCUCACGGGAGCCGGGCCGGGGCCGUGGCGCUGCCGGCAGGAGACGCGGCCUUUGUGUCUCAGAGAAGACGCAGACGUGGCGGGUCGAGGAAGCUGCGGGGCAGAAAGAACGGACUUCUUUCAAGGCCUCUCGGCAAAGCAGCUGUGCAGCCAGAGCCAGAACCCGAGAACUCCGGUUCCUCGUCCGCAGCGUCCCGUCGAGUCAGGAACUGCCAGGAACUGCCAGGAACUGGGAGACAGUCUUUGCUGACGUGGCAGAGCUGGACAGGGGCUCGCCAGGCACCCAGCCUGUCCUGGGUGGAAAGAAGGAGAUCCAAGUCCAGGGACGUGCAGAGGGCGAUCCAUCCGAGAUGGCUGUGCCCACGGCUGGAAGUCAGCAGGAGAAGAACACUGCUGUCCCUCAGCUAAUAAAACACCUGGAUGUACGGUACUUCAGACCACUUGCCUUGUGUGCUGAAGAAGAGGUCACGCUGGAGCGAGCCAAGAGUACCCUGAAGGCAUGGACUGAAGACAGCCUGGUGUCCCAGGGUCAUUGGUACGCAGAAGGAGGACCCGGCGUCCCGGCCUCCUCUCUGGAUGGGGAAGGCGGCCACAGUCUCACCAUGAGCUGGGAGUCCCCGCAGCCCAAGGAAACAUUUGUCUUAAGGAAAGGGUUUCAGAAAUAAGCAGAGAAAGAAGUGGGUGAGGAAAACCCUUGGUCCCAGGCUGCUGACUAGAUGAGCAAACAUCCCUGGAAACCCUCAUCUUACCAAGAGCUCAGGCCGCUCCCCAAACCUGGGCCUGCGGAGCCUGCUGGAGCACGUGCUUUUGUCACCAUCCUCUCUGGACCGCUGGGAGCGCACGGCCCUGCUCUCCGAGCACGGAGGCCACAGAUAUCACUGCAAUCCCCACCCCUCCAUCGCCCCUUUCAGCGGUCCAGACAAACUCUUGCCUGCUAAAUAAACACCACCUGCCACUCGCAAGCCCACAUCUGUGCAGGGCACACCCCUGUCCACGCGGACAACUUGUUUCAAACACCAGAGUAACAGCUUCGAUCUCACCCAAACAGACCGCUGUGAAGGCGGCUUUCCGAGUCCUCGCCCACAGGCAGGACACACAAAGCUGUCUGGAACAGAUCUGGUACUAAUUACCUGGUGCUCUGCGCUGGAACAAGUGGUUAAUCCCCAGGAGGUUUACACUGGCAACUCACCAGCCUGCCCCAGGGUGGAUACGGAACCAAUCUUGGCUCCAGGGACUGUCCCACAUCGUGUGUUGUGCACAUGUGCCCAGCCCAGGGACGGACUCCGCCACCCAGCAGAUGGGACCCUUCUGACGGGUCCCACCACGAGAACGUGUAACCGGAGCACAUCGUCUAGUUCCCGCCUUCUCAUGAAGCCCAUCGCUGUUCUCAUCCUCAGACCGAACUCCUUCCGCCUUUGCUCCUUCACCUGCUCUUGCCCUCUUGCAAGUCACGGUCUGGAGGCCCCUUCUGGGGCCCAGAGCCAGCAGGUGCCUGUAUCCCCACAGGCCGCCGUGGGGACCCACAGCGAACCCUGAUGUCUGAGAGCCCUCAGUUCACCCUGACGGCAGCUGUCAGGUGCUGGCCUGCUGUGUUUGGGCAAAUAGUUGCAGCAGCAAACGUGGUGGGGAAGACAGCACACACCUGGAAGAGCAAGGAGACGCCUCUGCCGGCCUUUUCUUCCAGGUUAGGGCUGCGUCUUUGAAGAGUUCUCCGGGUAGUGUCUUGGAAAUGGCUUAAGCUACUAGAGAGAAGGUGUGACAUAAAGACUUUUAAAUCUGUGACCAGAGGAUUUUCAGAAAGCAAAUGGACAAGAAUGUUGUCUUUUUCCCAUGGUAAUUGUAUUCCUUACAAAUUUGCGUCUGGGGCAGGAAGAAGCUGAGAGUCUUUCCUGCAGGCAGACUUUUUUUUUUCUCUCCCCGAUCCCAGUGACAGAACGAGUAGGUGAAGGUGGAGGGCUUCAAGAGCAGACAGGGUGUACUGGGUGCUUUUGUGACUGGAUGAUUUUAAAAACCACUUUCAAAUCAGGGCCAAUUUUCUUUAUAAAACUUAGCUCUAUAGCCUUAUGGUCUACAUACUUAAGCCUGCAAAGGGUACUAUUACAAAACUGUCGGUUUCGGCAGAGGAAAUAUGAAAACAAGUUUCUUUCAUUUGAUAUUUGCUGUAAAAUAAAGAUAAAAGGUCCUAAAAAUGAAAGUCUGCCUCCCCUCUUUCCAUCUUUUGUCCCCAGCAAAUUCUUCUUCCGUUCAGCUUAUUCACGUAUUUUACCUCAUAAAACCAAUAAGCAUAGGCUUCUUUAAUUAGGUGAGCAUCAGCAUUUAUUCCACACUCUUUGCACCAGGUACACAGGAGGGUUGAGGCAAAGGGGUAUAAUGAGAGAAGAGCAGACAGAACUCUCCCUGCCCUUCAACAGUUCCCUCUUGCUGAAGGCCCCACGCGGAAGCCCACUGAUCUGAGAGGCAGGCAGUAACUCGCAGGAAGGGGAGUCCGGGCUGCACAGACAGACAAAGCUUUGAGGAGAAGGUGGAAAUGGAACUGGCUCUGAGAGCAGGUGCCUGCCUGUGUCCAGCUGGAGGGAGGGAGGUGGCCUACCUCCAGGGAAGAGCAUGUGCCAAAGGACAGAGGCCGGAAGCAGCAGAACACAAACCCCCGGAUUUCUGUAAAAACAGUCUCCUCAAUACAUUCUGCCGCCAAGUGGAAGUCCUACUGCAAACAAGCCCAUGUCUCCUGCAGAUGCAUGAAGCCUCAACGAAAGGUGCCCUCACUAUUCUUGAAAGAAGCUGGCUUGCCGUCACUUUGUUGAAUUUGGACUCCUUGUAUUUGUAAAGGUUAUAAACUCUAGGAAAAAAGUCUUUAAUAAGGUCUCUCCUCCCUAAUGGCGCACUACGAGAUGCAGACAUGUUGCUAAGUCCUGGCUAACCUUCAGACAGCCACGGGGCAGAGCGGUCCUUCAGCGGAGCCCCGGGCCGCCCAGCAGCGCGGGGAGGGUGCGGCUCCUGUGGCCACGCUGGUGCCUUCACCCCUGCAGCCUCCGACCUCUGCGUUCACCUGUGUCUUCACCCUGGCUGAUUAAUAAUCCAAGUGGCCACCCCUCCACCGCUCAUACGAAUCGGGUGCAGCGGUCACAGGGAACACGUGGGGAAGGGAAAGAAGUCAAAGUACGGAUUAUUGACGUUGAAGCCACAGACUUACCUUCCUAACCUUUACGGCACUUAAACGCUAAAAUGAGCUUGUGUUUCCUAAGCAAACGCUGACGUGACAAAGAGGUCUGUUUGGGGUUAAAAUGAGUAAAUAAUGUCACUUAAGAAAUGCCUUCUAAGUUUGGGUCUUGAUUCUAUCACUUUUCUGUUUUGACUUUUUUCCUCCCAGCUCUCUACGUCCUGGAAGCAGCGUGCGAGGGACUCACAGACGUGCCCGCGGGUAAGGUCUCAACAGCUGAGGUGUGUGUCCCAUCGGUGACAUCAAAGCCAGCAGUUCUCACUAUUGAGUUACAUGCUUGU